GCAAUAGAUAAUACUGGAAAAGCGUGAUAUCACGCAUGAGCGCGCCGAAAAUAGAUCAUGUUCAUAAAAAUACUUCGUACUCGAGUUGAUAGCUAAAUAAUGACAGCACGUGUCAUGAAUAGAACCUCUGAGUCUAAUAAUUUUAUAAAAAAAAUUAAUUUUUUAUAACACGUUUUUUUUUGUAAAUUGUCGUGCGUGGUGUUUCUAGCUUAAUGGUAAACUUAGUAAUUUCCUAAGGUUACCUACGUAAAUCCAGUUUUCAGCGGCUUAACCUUUCGUAACCUAUAAAUAGAUUUCAAGGUCAAAUCGCUUUUUGAUGUGUUCGUGCAAUGAACUCUGAGUUCGUAAAAGACGUUUCAACAGUGUGUAAUUUUGUUUAUGUGCAAACCAGAAACGCGGUGAUUCGAUCUUGGGACUCGCUCGGUGGAUGGCUGCACACCCUUCGAUCAAAGGAAGGUGACAAUACCGAUGCUGCAAACGUGGAAUAUAACCCAUGGCCGUCGUAUACCUUUACGGGAAAGCUGAGGCCGUUCCCGGCAGGGCCAAAACGCACUGUGCCGCCUCAUAUAGGUCGUCCGGAUUACGCUGAUCAUCCGACCGGGUUCCCGGCUUCAGAGUAUGCUGCUAAAGGUUCAGCUCAAAUCAAGAUCCUUGACGAUGAAGAGAUUGAGGGCAUGCGUGUUGCUUGCCGCCUCGGCAGAGAAGUUCUGGAUGAAGCAGCUAGAGUGUGUGAUGUAGGAGUUAGCACAGAUGAGAUUGACCGUGUAGUCCACGAGGCUUGCAUUGAACGGGAAUGUUACCCAAGUCCCCUGAAUUACUAUAAUUUCCCCAACAGUUGUUGUACUUCAAUUAAUGAGGUUAUAUGUCAUGGAAUACCAGAUUUACGUCCAUUACAGGAUGGGGACAUAUGCAAUGUUGAUGUAACAGUUUACCAUAGAGGUUUCCAUGGUGAUCUAAAUGAAACCUUUUUUGUCGGGAAUGUACCAGAGACUACUCGUAAAUUAGUUCAGGUCACCCAUGAAUGCUUACAGAAAGCCAUAGAUAUAGUCCGUCCUGGUGAAAAGUACAGGGAGAUUGGCAAUGUAAUACAGAAACAUGCUCAAGCAAAUGGAUAUAGUGUAGUAAGAUCUUAUUGUGGUCAUGGCAUACAUAGAUUGUUUCAUACAGCUCCAAAUGUACCACAUUAUGCUAAAAACAAAGCUAUUGGUAUUAUGAAAGUAGGACAUUGUUUCACAAUAGAACCAAUGAUCAAUGAAGGAGGCUGGCGGGAUGAGCAGUGGCCCGAUCAUUGGACAGCCGUGACCGCUGAUGGAUCAAGAUCUGCACAGUUUGAACAAACCCUUCUAGUAACAGAAUCGGGCUGUGACAUUUUAACCAAACGUGACACGGGAAGACCCUGGUUUCUGGAUCAACUCGAGAAAAUUGAAGCGAAGGAUAAGUCUUAGUCCAAACUCGAAUGCCAAACACAUACUAAGAUGAACUCUUUUUUUUUAUAAAAAUGUUUGAAUGUUUAGUGCUGAAGAAAUUAAUGUAACAAAAACAUUAUGUAUUAAUAUUUAAAAAAAAGCGAUAAAAUAUGGUUUAAUUUUCUGGUAAGUUUUUAACAAUUUUUGACAUUUAGAAAUUUAUGGUUUUUGUUGUCGCAGAAGAUAUAAACGGUAGUGUCUUAAAUAAUAUCUACGGAACGUGCAAGAUAAUUACUAGCGAUUGUAAAAUAGUAUUUAAAAGUCUAUAUAGCGAAUACCUAGAUUUUGUAUUGGACAAUAUACUUAAAUUCAAAUUGAAGAGGUCAAUGAUGAUCAUAUUGAGUAAAUUAGCUUUGUUAUUUUUGAAUGAGGUCUCGAAGCCUCUUCGUAUUCUACGACAUCUCUUGUACCUAUCAAACGAUAACGCAUGAUCAGUUCUUAGUAGAAAUAGAGCAGUAAUAUCGAUUUGCCUAGUAUGUUAUACCACGACCAGCUUCCGUUACCACCGAGCAUAGGCUUCUAGAGAUUCCUAAAGGCUGGAAGCAUGAACACCAAACAACUCCUAGCACAUCCGUGGCCUGACGUGCAAGAAGCCCGGUAAACAUUAUCAAGGUCUAUCAAGGUCUUUUCUAAAUAACUGCGUUAACUACACGAACGAUUUUGAUGGUUUUGGUGAAGCACGGUAACCACUAGACACCAGAAUUGUUAUAACACGUCUAUUUAUGCAAAAAAACUCAUUUAUAAUUUAAAUACCAUGAAAAUUACUUCUACAAAAUACAAAUUAUUAACUCUUCCAUUUGUACAUAUUAAAUUUCUCUUGUUAUGAAAA
Messenger RNA from Bombyx mori (domestic silkworm), 2295 nucleotides. Its product is annotated as methionine aminopeptidase 1. The record is from RefSeq and is a predicted model, not a curated record. Gene Ontology annotation, molecular function: metalloaminopeptidase activity. Gene Ontology annotation, cellular component: cytosol. The transcript has 6 exons. NCBI's taxonomy places the organism in Eukaryota, Metazoa, Arthropoda, Insecta, Lepidoptera, Bombycidae. Bases 330 to 1445 code for a protein of 371 amino acids. Gene Ontology annotation, biological process: proteolysis.